Crotalus tigris (Tiger rattlesnake) is the source of this 3226-nucleotide messenger RNA. RefSeq names its product ORC ubiquitin ligase 1 (gene OBI1). The record is from RefSeq and is a predicted model, not a curated record. The coding region runs from base 143 to 2341 and encodes 732 amino acids. Gene Ontology annotation, molecular function: ubiquitin-protein transferase activity. Gene Ontology annotation, biological process: protein monoubiquitination; regulation of DNA replication. Lineage: Eukaryota; Metazoa; Chordata; Lepidosauria; Squamata; Viperidae. The transcript is spliced from 6 exons.
AUUGGCCUCGGUGGCUCGCCGUACGCGAAGCCUUAAGCAGCGUGAGAGUUGAAGAGCGAGGGGUUCCCCUUUCCGUCCCUGCUGCGGCGCUUGCAGCUUUGUGGGUUGGAACUUUCACGCUCGCGGGAUUCGAAACGUCACAAUGGCUCAGAACGUUCAGAGUGUUACAUUGUCUCUCACGCUGCCCAUCACUUGCCACAUUUGCCUGGGAAAGGUCCGUCAUCCUGUCAUCUGUGCCAACAAUCAUGUCUUCUGCUCUAUUUGUAUUGAAGUAUGGCUGAAGAACAACAGCCAGUGUCCUGCUUGUAGGAUCCCCAUCACCCCUGACAAUCCUUGCAAAGAGGUCCUAGGAGGAACGAGCGAAAGCAACCCGGUGUUUAGCCCUGCCAUCCGAAAACAGCUUCGCAAAACCAGACUGGAGAUACUGCACAAAGAAUACGAGGAUGAGAUAGAAUCACUACAGAAAGAGUUGGAAACUCUGAAAGGGGAAAACCUCAGCCUGGAGUCCCAGCUCAAAUCUGUCCUACAUCCGGAGACCCUGCAGGUGCCAGAGAGAACUCAGGAGAGUCCACAGCCCUCGGACAAGGAGCAUAAAGUGGAUGCUGAGACUUUGGCAGCAUGGACCCAGAAGCUUCAGGCUGCAAAUGACAUGUAUGAGAAAGUGAAGGAGGACAUGGAAAAAUUAAUGGAGGUGAAUAAAAAACUGAGGCUUGAAAACGGUAGCCUUGCGAGAGAGAACUUGCAGCUCAAGGCUGAGGUUGGAAGCCGGUCACCCCAGAGGUUAGGGAGGUUCACCAUGGCAGCCCUUCAAACCAGGCUGGAGCAAUGUGAGCAGGAAACGAACCGUCUUAAGAAGGCGUUGGAAAGGAGCGAUGCCUAUAUAGAAGAUCUGGAGUCACAGAUCGCACAGAUGAAGCGGGAAUGGGACCAGAGGAAAAGCACAAGCCCGGAAAAUGUAACUGCCGCCUCCAUGGAGGAUAAAGACUGUGAAAGUCCCCCCAGCAAGGCUUCCCCAAGCCCUCAAGAAGCCAUAGAUCCAACUUGUUUAUGUGCGAGUCAUAGCCCUAGCGAUCUUGAGGAGCCAGCAGGACUUUUAGGGACCAGCAAUGAUAUCUGCUUAAAUUCAACUAGCCAGGCUUGUUCGGAUGAUCCGGUUACCCCAGGAACUGCUGGAAGAGAUACAUCUCUUUUCCGAAGCUCUCAAGAGGGUCUUUUGGAUAUUGGCAGCUCUGACAUGGAUACUUGUUCGGAGGCAGCCUGGGAUAAAAUUGAGGACUGUGCACCCUAUAAAGAAGAACUCUACGAUCUUCCGGAUCCGUGCACUCCGUUGUCUCUCAGUUGCUUGCAGUUAAACACUCCCAAUAAUAAGGACGACCCUGCGGCGAAAGAGGAAACCUCAAGCGAGCCAUCAACCUUCCUAAGGAAAUUGGAAUUUGAGGAUUUCGGAGAGGCUUCCGACGACUGUAACAAAGACUCCCCAGAGCACAGCGUCAGCAGUUGCGAGAGUGGCGAACACAAGGAAGGUUGCUUCUCUUCAGACAAACCAGACUUUUGGAACAGGUGCCAGCCACAUUACGGCGAGAACUUGGACUUUGAAGGCUCAGAGCCCAACACGGCCACCAGUGACUCUGCAGAGUCUUUAUCCAAAUCAAGUGAAAAAAGCCAUAAUCUGGGCGUGCUGAAAAAACUGCACGCGGUUCGUUCUUCCGAAAUGAAUCGCACCAGGACAUCUAGCGAGGCGUCUAUGGACGCGGCUUACCUCGAUAAGAUUUCUGAGCUGGAUUCCAUGAUGUCGGAGUCGGACAACAGCAAGAGCCCCUAUUACACCUCCAGAUCUUCUUCUGACCUGGAUAAUUCUUGCAAGACGACCCAGUGUCCCGAUCACUUAACCGAAAACGGUAAGAACGAAAAGGAAAGGAAAGAGCCGCGUCCUCUGAAGAGCCCUCUCAGCAGGGAUCCUUCAGAAGAGGGAAACGAGUGGAAAUUUGCGACUUUUUCCAUCCUUUCUCCAUCUUCACUAGAAACUGCGGAGUCUUUCCCGCUGUUUGCAAGCCGGACUUCUGAAACGAGUGAAAUAAAGCCUCAGAGCUUCUUAUUCCAGCGAGAGCUUUCCCCAAGCUUUCCUUUCAACAGCUCUCAAGGACCUUUUGACGAGCAUAAACUGGGCUCCUCCCUCUUUAAGAUGGCUCCUGAGCUUCAAAACCUCCAAAACCAACUCCAGUCUCCUUGGUCUUCAUCGUUCGUACCCGACAGAAAAGCCAAAAGCAUCCAUUCAUCGGCCAAAAGGAAAAUUCAGAGCAGCCUGUCCAGUGCAAGUCCAUCAAAAACCACCAAGAACUGAUUUGUUAUGUCUUCUUUUUUUUGUUUUGUUUUUUUAAAGCGCUAUAUAUAUAUAUAUCUAUAUAGUGCCAAAAGCACUAUAUGUAUAUAUAUAUAUAGUGCCAAUGUGGAAACUCUUCACAUUCUCACUCUCCACUUUAUGUCUACAGGAUAUUCUUCACGAGGCCUCCUUUGAUCUCAGUCUGUCCAUUAUUUGAAAAUCUGAGUGAUGGAGCUUGAAUAUUCUCUCUGUGUCUCAAGUAUAAAGCUCUUCAUUAAGAGGCGCUCUUCAAGUUUUGAUAUCUUGGGUUAUUUUUAAAGUUUAGGUUGUAUGAAUGUCCUCUGCUCUUUAUAUGUCCAGUUACUGAGUGUGACAGAUCUUCAAAAUGGUUCAGCAUUGAAACCAGACUUUCUAUAGGUAAAGGCAUCUGUGGACAGCUUUUUAGCUGGUUUUCUUAGGCAACACUGAUGACAACUAUUGCCUAGUCCAGGCUGAGAAUAAAAAUGUUUGCCUGUUCCUUAGCUGCAUGAGUCAGUCUAUCUCUGUGCUGAAUUAUAGCUUUUAAUGUGUAGCUGUUAACACCUUUCUUUGACAAGUCUUUAGUUUGGGGGGAAAUGUCAGUUUGCUUCAGUUGGAGAAUCCAGUUUUUUUUUUUUUUUUUUAAGGAAAUUUGGUUAAAACACUGCUUUUAAUUCUCUCCUCCUCCUCCCUCCCACUUCCCCGGUGCUCCAUUGUUGUACAAGAGUACGUGAUUUGUGUCUGUGUAGUUCAUAAAAAAUGGGUUGGUAUGCUAAUGGCUUGUUUACCGAAUGUGCAUUUUACAUGAAUACUGUACUGUUUUACAUUAAUACUGCAUGAUUUUCUAUGUGGAGUGAAUAAAGAAAAAAAAAGUCACAAGCACCGUAA